CCUGCAGAUGGCUGCGGAGCCUGCCGGCAAAAACGCAUCAAAUGCGAUGAGACCCGGCCUCACUGUCGGAACUGUCAAGGGCGCAAUGUUCAGUGCCCCGGCUUCGCUCGCCAAUUGCGAUGGAAGACAGCGUCCCUCACUUCGGGAGCUGUCCGCAAGCACCCGCGCAAGUCGUCGACCAUACAGCACUUAUCGUCUGGCCCCUUGGAAGGCUUUAUGAAAGCGACCGCUGGACCCCUGAGCCCGGAUCCGUUUACCUCACAGCCCAUGAUCUUCGACCAAAGUUGGCGACAGAAGCCUACCAUGCACGCCAACGCCCAUGACAGCCCUUUCGGCCAUGACCAGGCCUCAUUGCAUUCUCCGCCCGUCGCAAAUGCCACUAGUCCUCAGAUAAGCACCCUUGAAUCGCGCUCCGCUGCCGUCAAGGAGGGCAAGCGACGGCAUGAGACCAACGUCGCUUCACCCGCAUCCCCGCUGGAUACUCGUGUGUUGCAACAACCCGUCUCUCCGCAGAGUUCCACAAUGUGCAGUGACUAUUUACAUCAGGCCGAUAUUGAUUCCCCUGUGCAAAUCCUAUCAUCAGAUGACUCUUCUUCCCCUCACAUGGCAGCGUCCAGCGCGUAUGAGCUUUUUGAAGAUAUGUCGCCUUCCACACCAGCCUCUCCAGACACGAGGAUAGAUGUUGGCCAGCAAUGUGUCGAUUCCGACAAUCUAGUCUUGGCGAGUACAUCGUGGCAGCGCAACAUCUGGAUAGAUGCCGAAACCGAGAACAACUUGACGGUGCACUAUUUUGAUAACACCUGUCAGAUAGUGUCGUGCUUCGACUCUCGUCAAAACCCUUUUCGCAAAGACAUACCACGGAUAAUGCUCACCUGCGAAUAUCUGAACGACUGCAUCAAAGCUCUGUCCGCAGCACACCUGGCCAAUUCGAUUCGCGACAUGGACAAUGUCACGUUACGAUACCAAACCAAAGCAAUACGAGGGCUCAUGUCUGCUCUUCAAACGCUACAAUUUCCAAGUCACCACAAAAGUAGCGAUAAUGGCCUGUCACGCAUAUCGGCCGCAUUCGCACGAUAUCAAGCGCUAUUGGUCGCCCUGCUACUUGCAAACAGCGCGGCUUGGAUUGAUGCUUCUGCAAUUGGUUUGACCCAUCAUCAUGGCGCAAGACUGCUUUUCCAGGCAUGGUUGUCCGACGAAGGAGUCCACGAUACGUCAAAAAAGCCUGUCGCACUGGAUCGUGAACAAUCUUUCAUCAUAGGCGCCAUGGUGCACCAGGAAUGCCUGCUGUCCAUCAUUAUCGAUCAGCCUGUUGAAUCACUGCAAUACUUGCUCCGUUUUACCACGCUUGUCCAAGAACAAAGGGUAUAUCCCCAUCCCUUCACAGGUAUCAGUACUCCGUUGUUUGUCUAUCUUGCUGAAAGCCUUGCACUUGUUAGGCAAAAGCGGAAUUUGAUGUCUCGGGAAGAACGGGGGUCUAAUUUUGAUUUGCAACUUUCCAAAAGAGUCAGGGAACUGUACAUGCUCGUCCUAGCUCAUCAACCUCCUUUGGUAACAUCUGUGGAUGACACUCAGGAUUUAAACACGCCUCUCCCCCAUCUGUUCGCCGUGGACGCGAUGCUCCGCCUGGUAAUUCUGUUGGAGCUCAUACAAAGUUUUCCCGAAGUCAUCAUAGGUGAUGCACCCACACGCCAAGUGAGGCAAACAAGCCUAGACCUCGCCAUCGCAAUACUGACUAUCGCGUCCGACCUACCCGAACCAUCUGGUGCGAACAACAUGACAUCCAUCCCCCUUCUCUCCGCAGGUAGCGCACUACAGUCUGCCGAAAGCACUCCAAGGAACAUCCAUCAGGGUUACGACCUCAGCGCCAAUAGCCUUGAUGGGCUCCGUGGCCAAAUAGCUGCUUUGAUGCACCGUCCUGCUACCCUACAAAUGUGGCGGGAUCAAGUAUCAUGGCGCGUCGAGCGAUUGCACUCUCGCGUCAGCGUAGCCCCCGUGAAACGGAUAAGCGCAAUCUUGGAAGCAGUCUGGCAGCAAGCAGACAAGGCGGCCAAUUCCGACACAUGUACAUCAAGGAAUAUGGUCCACUGGAUGGAUGUUAUGACUGAAGGACGACUUGAAACGUUGUUUGGGUAG
This is a messenger RNA of Bipolaris zeicola 26-R-13, 2133 nucleotides long. RefSeq lists its product as uncharacterized. Gene Ontology annotation, cellular component: nucleus. Gene Ontology annotation, molecular function: DNA-binding transcription factor activity, RNA polymerase II-specific; transcription cis-regulatory region binding; zinc ion binding. Lineage: Eukaryota; Fungi; Ascomycota; Dothideomycetes; Pleosporales; Pleosporaceae. Gene Ontology annotation, biological process: positive regulation of transcription by RNA polymerase II. The annotation marks the transcript as partial. The transcript has 4 exons. The record is from RefSeq and is a predicted model, not a curated record.